Messenger RNA from Helianthus annuus (common sunflower), 2331 nucleotides. Its product is annotated as protein SENSITIVE TO UV 2. Gene Ontology annotation, biological process: DNA damage response. The coding region runs from base 132 to 2063 and encodes 643 amino acids. Lineage: Eukaryota; Viridiplantae; Streptophyta; Magnoliopsida; Asterales; Asteraceae. The record is from RefSeq and is a predicted model, not a curated record. The transcript has 11 exons.
AAUUGUUUUGAAAGCAGGCAGGGGUAGUGAAGGGGGUAGUAGAAUCUUGAAAAGGAAAAAGUAGGUCAGGUGAGGUCAGGUCAUCCCCCAAAUGAAAUGAGACUAUAAUCUGGAAUUCGAAUCAAUCAAGAAUGGCGGAUGAUGAUCAAGAGAAUUCGAAUCAAUCAAGAAUGGCGGAUGAUGAUCAAGAGAAUUCGAAUCAAUCAAGAAUGGCGGAUGAUCAAGAGAAGUCGAAUCAAUCAAGAGCGGCGGAUGAUCAAGAUUUUGAUUUUGAUUUUUGGGAUGACGACUUCGUGAAUGAAGCCAUCCAACUCACUGAAGCCGCUGCUUGCAGCUCCUCUUCAAACCCUACUCAACCACCGCAGCAGCAGCAAGUGUUCCGGCCGCCUCCGCAGUCCGUGAUCAGUUAUUCUCCUCCCAGAGAGUUGUCUCAGCGAGUCAAGCAACAAGAUUCCGAUAAGGCUUUCCAUGAGGAUAAAUGUUCCAAGCAGCAAGAAAUUAAUCGCUUGAAGGAACAAGAGUGUUCGGAGCUUAAGAAGGAUAGAGAAAAGAACGAGAAGCAUCUUAGACCGGUUCUUCCAGUUAAUGGAUCUGAAGAUGCCGAAACUUUUGGUACAAACAAGUCAACUCUGAAAAAUAAAGAUCCUGUUGAAGACUCUUCUGUCAGUCUUCUAAAGACUAAAGGAGGGGUGGGAGUUCAUACUGAUUUGGCGAUAAAGAAGAAUAUAUCAGUUUCAAGAAAGUUGGCAGGCAUUUGGGAACCAGAAUCAAGAAGCAACCUUGUUUCCAAGUUAUUUGUGGCUUGUGAAGCAGAUUUACAGAUUCUGUUUGGAUUCUUAGGUUUGAACAUAAUACCAUCUACUACUAAAAUGGCUUCAAAUCAUUGCAUUCAGUCUGCUGAAGCUGCAAAAGUGUCCCAUCUCUACAUAACAUUAACAAAGAUUAGUUAUGAUACAGGAAAAUUGGGCGAUUUGUUAGAAGCAUUGGUUGAUCUCUGUUGUCUUCAAAAUAUGAUGAUUGUUCACAGAUCUCUUUGCGUACUGCAUGUGGUUUUGAAACACAUUUUGAAUAUGGAAAACAAAUUGUGCCGCAGGGACAAUGUCAUUAUCACCGUGAAUAGAAGCUCUGAAACGGUUCUCACAAGUGCUAGGAAGGAAUCACAGCCAUUGAUUUCAUGUUCCAAGUGGUUUUCUCUUUUUCAAAGAAUGCAUCAAGUUGUCAGGAGGAGACAGUGUGAAGAAAAUAUAAGAGUGGAGGCGGUUUCUAUCAUGAAUAUUCUUCUUUUGAGAACUGAUGCUUAUACGGAAAGGGAGAUUUUGUUAUGUGAAGGUAGGUAUGGAGAGGUGUCGGUCUUUGAAAGUAUCCCUCAGCUAUUAAGAAAAGAAGCUGGGCUUGGUGUGCAAAAGCAAGCCGUGCAUCUUCUCUACCUUCUCUUAAAUUGUCCGAGUUUAAUGUUGAUGUUCUGUUCCUCUUCUAAAGAAGAGGGGACGAGUGCUGCAUUUCAAGUACUAGAUGGUUUAGCUGAUUGUCUAGCUUGUCAUGGAAAUGGCGCACCCACAAACUUGGUCUUGAAACUUCAACGGAAUACCAUCGUUCUGCUGGCCUUUUUAGCAUCCUCCGGGAGAAGUGGCUUUGAAAUUUUGCUGGGACGUAAUCUUUCUAGAAGGACCAAUUUUCUUUACUUAAUUCUGCAAAUUAUGGCAUCUGAAAUCGAUGUGGAGACAUCUGAGCGUAUUCAGCCUCCCGAAGACUCCAGAGAAAGAACGUUACUCAUCCGGGAAGCACUUAUUCUUCUAAAUAGACUCGUGUCAAAUUCCCAAUACUCGGCUCCAGUUUUACGGCUUCUUACAAACAGAAGAGACAUGGCUAUCUUGACAGUUGACAUUGCUAGUCGGUUAUCGAGGAAAAAUAAAUGGCUGUGGCAAUCUGACACCAUGACCAGACAGAUGAGGGAGUCAGAAAUUGUGGAUUUGGCUCGGAUUUUCAAGAAGAGAGUGUUUACUUUCUUAGAGAUGCCACAUGAUAAAUGGAGACAGAUGAAAGAAGAAGAUUUUGGAAACUAGCUUUUGGGGUUGGUUGGCUUGUAUGACUUAGUGUAUUAAUGUAAGCCUUUUUUUUACUGUCAGUAAAAACUCAUGUGAUCCCUCCCUCCCAUCUAUCUAUAUUUUGUUAAUGUUGGUAGGUGGGCUUCAGGCAGGAAAACAGUAGAAUCUGAAUUCGAAAUGAACUGGAUUCGGAUCGAACGAUGUUUAACCUUUAGUUUCAUUGUAUUGUGUAUAUCACCUUCUCAGUUUUUCUCUUUUAAAAACAGAUUUGACUUUCCCAUGAUGA